AUGCCUCUGUGCCAAUGGAGGGCCGCCACCAGGGGCAGGAAGCCCGGUGGGGACGGAGCUCAGCCCAUGGCCAGCAGAGGAGGCCUGAAAGUGCUUCUGCACUGGGCUGGUCCCAGUGGUGGGGAGCCCUGGGUCACCUUCACUGAGGCCACACUGACCGCAGAGGACGUCUGCAUCCACAUCGCACACAAAGUCGGCAUCACUCCACCCUGCUUCAAUCUUUUUGCCCUCUUCGAUGCCCAGGCCCAGGUCUGGCUGCCUCCAAAUCACAUCCUGGAUACCUCCAGGGACUCCAGCCUGACGCUGCACUUCCGCAUGAGGUUUUAUUUCCGAAACUGGCAUGGCACGAAUCCUCAGGAGCCGGCUGUGUACCGCUGCGGGCCCCCAGGGUCCGAGACUUCCUCAGAACAGGGAGAGCAGGGGGUGCAGCUCCUGGACCCUGCCUCCUUUGAGUACCUCUUUGAGCAGGGCAAGCAUGAGUUUGUAAAUGAUGUGGCAUCACUAUGGGAGCUGUCUAGCGAGGAGGAGAUCCACCACUUCCAGAAUGAGAGCCUGGGCAUGGCCCUUUUGCACCUCUGCCACCUUGCUCUCCGCCAUGGUGUCCCCCUUGAGAAGGUGGCCAAGAAGACCAGCUUCAAGGAUUGUAUCCCACGCUCCUUCCGGCAGCAGAUCCAGCAGCACAAUGCUCUGACACGGCUGCGCCAACGGAGCAUCUUCCGCAAGUUCCUACGGGCCUUCCAGCCCAGCUGCCUCUCCCAGCAGGUCGUCAUGGUGAAGUACCUGGCCACACUCGAGCGGCUGGCGCCCCGCUUUGGCACAGAGCGUGUGCCCGUGUGCCACCUGGAGCUGCUGUCCCAGGUGGAAGGGGAGCCCUGCUACAUCCAGGACGGUAGGCAGGCCCCUCCCGAACCCGGGUCUGAGUCUGCUGCCGGACCCCCCACCCACGAGGUGCUGGUGUCAGGCACAGAAGGCAUCCGGUGGCGGCUGGUGCGGGCGGAGGGGCCUGGUGAUGGUGGUGGUGGUGGCGGCAGCAGGAUGCCUGAUGCUGGCCCAUCUGGGAAGAAAAUGAAGGCCCAGAAGGCAGGCAGUGAGCCAGUAGACAGACCUCGGGAGACCCCCUGGUGCUACUUUUGCGACUUCCAGGACAUCACCCACAUGGUGCUGAAGGAACGCCACGUCAGCAUCCAUUGUCAGGACAACAAGUGCCUGGAGCUGACCCUGCCUUCCCGAGCUGCGGCCCUGUCCUUGGUGUCACUGGUGGAUGGUUACUUUCGCCUGACCGCCGACUCCAACCACUACCUGUGCCACGACGUGGCUCCUCCACGGCUGGUGAUGAGUAUCCAGGAUGGUAUCCACGGACCCCUGCUGGAGCCAUUCGUGCUGGCCAAGCUGAAGCCCGAGGCUGGCCUCUACCUCAUCCACUGGAGCACCAGCCACCUCCACCGCCUCAUCCUCACAGUGGCCCAGUGCGACCAGGCUCCCGGCACCAAGGGCUUGCGCCUGCGGAAGUUCCCCAUUGAGCUCCGGGCCGGGACAGUCAUGCUGGAGGGCUGGGGCCGAUCUUUCCCCAGCGUGCGGGACCUGCGGGCCGCCCUGCAGGACUGUUCGCUGCGGGCCGGUGACGACUGCUUUUCCCUGCGUCGCUGCUGCCUGCCCCGGCCGGGAGAGAUCUCCAACCUCAUCGUCACACGUGGGCCUCAGGCCAGCACCAGACCGCUCAAUCUCAGUCAUCUCAGCUUCUACCGGAUCUGCCAGGAAGAUAUCACCCAGCUAUCCCACUUGGGCCAGGGCACAAGGACCAACGUGUAUGAGGGCCUCUUGCGAGUGGGGGGCAGAGGCCCCGAGGAGGACAAGGCAGAUGGCGAGGAACCCCCCGUGCCCGCUGGGGACCAUGGGCAGAAGCUGCGUGUGGUACUCAAGGUGCUAGACCCCAGUCACCACGACAUCGCCCUGGCCUUCUACGAGACAGCCAGCCUCAUGAGCCAGGUCUCCCACGUGCAUCUGGUCUUCGUCCACGGCGUCCUUGUGCACGGCUCCGAGAACAUCAUGGUCACCGAGUACGUGGAGCACGGGCCCCUGGACGUGUGGCUGCGGCGGGAGAGGGGCCGCGUGCCCCUGGCCUGGAAGUUGGCAGUGGCCCAGCAGCUGGCCAGCGCCCUCAGCUACCUGGAAGACAAAAGCCUGGUUCAUGGCAACGUGUGUGGCCGGAACAUCCUGUUGGCACGGCUGGGGCUGGCGGAGGGCACCAGCCCCUUCAUCAAGCUGAGCGACCCAGGCGUGGGACUGAGUGUGCUCUCCAGGGAGGAGCGGGUGGAGCGGAUCCCCUGGACAGCCCCCGAGUGCCUGUCUGGUGGAGCCCACAGCCUGAGCACCGCAGCCGACAAGUGGGGCUUUGGUGCCACCCUCCUGGAGAUCUGCUUUGACGGCGAGGCCCCCCUGCAGGGCCGCAGUCCCUCUGAGAAAGAGCGCUUCUACCAGAAGCAGCACAAACUGCCCGAGCCUUCGUGCCCAGAGCUGGCCACACUCACCAGCCAGUGCCUGACCUACGAGCCAGCCCAGCGGCCGUCCUUCCGCACCAUCCUGCGUGACUUCACUCAGCUACAGCCCCAGAAUCUCGCUGAUGUCUUGUCUGUGAGCCCGGAUUCACUUGCUUCAGAUCCCACGGUUUUCAACAAGCGAUAUUUGAAAAAGAUCCGUGAUCUGGGUGAGGGUCACUUCGGAAAGGUCAGCCUGUAUUGCUACGACCCGAACAAUGACAGCACUGGUGAGAUGGUAGCCGUGAAGGCCCUCAAGGCAGACUGCGGUCCCCAGCUCCGGUCGAGCUGGAGGCGAGAAAUUGACAUCCUACGCACCCUCUACCACAAGCACAUCGUCAAGUACAAGGGCUGCUGCGAGGACCAAGGCGAGAAGUCGGUACAGCUGGUCAUGGAAUACAUGCCCCUGGGCAGUCUCCGAGACUACUUGCCCCGGCACAAUGUCGGGCUGGUCCAGCUGCUGCUCUUCUCCCUGCAGAUCUGCGAGGGUAUGGCCUACCUGCACACACAGCACUACGUGCAUCGAGACCUGGCCGCGCGCAACGUGCUGUUGGACAACAACAGGCUGGUCAAGAUCGGGGACUUCGGCCUCACCAAGGCCGUGCCCGAGGGCCACGAGUACUACUGCGUGCGCGAGGAUGGGGACAGUCCUGUGUUCUGGUAUGCCCCGGAGUGCCUGAAGGAGUGUAAGUUCUACUAUGCAUCGGACGUCUGGUCCUUUGGGGUCCUCAUGUAUGAACUGCUGACCUACUGUGACUCCAGCCAGAGCCCCCCCUCGAAAUUCAUCGAGCUCAUAGGCCUCACCCAGGGACAGAUGACCGUGCUGAGGCUCACGGAGCUGUUGGAACGAGGGGAGAGGCUGCCACAGCCAGAGAGAUGCCCCUCUGAGAUCUAUUCCCUCAUGAAGGACUGCUGGAAGGCAGAGGCCUCAUUCCGCCCGACCUUCCAGAACCUCGUACCCAUCCUCAGAUCAUACCACGAGAAAUACCAAGGCCAGGCCCCCUCAGUGUUCAGUGUCUGCUGA
Rangifer tarandus platyrhynchus (Svalbard reindeer) is the source of this 3558-nucleotide messenger RNA. Lineage: Eukaryota; Metazoa; Chordata; Mammalia; Artiodactyla; Cervidae. The record is from the annotation of a GenBank genome assembly.